AUGGGCUUCAAGAGCUGGUUCCACGCGGAAUUCCUCGUUCCUCGGAGGCUCGCUUUCAAUGUAAUUUUCUACGGUCUUCACUUCUUCUUCUUUGGCUACGGGUGGUACAGUCAAUACUCCAAUGUUCGACUCAACGCUCUCAACGGUCUCGGAUUCUCGGUGUGGACGUCUCGUGGUGCUGGUCUCGCCCUCGCUUUCGAUGGGGGCUUGAUUCUCAUCCCGAUGUUGCGCAAUAUCAUCCGUGUCGUCCGACCGAAGCUUACUUGGCUCUUCCCAGCCGAUGAGAAUAUCUGGUUCCAUCGUCAAGUGGCUUAUUCGAUGGCAUUCUGGGCCAUGGUUCACACAACAGCUCACUACGUCAACUUCAUCAACGUUGAGCGCACUCAGGUCCGCAAAGAAUCUGCCCUGGACAUUCACUACAAACAGGCUGGUGGAGUCACCGGUCAUUUCAUGCUCCUCAUCAUGCUCUUGAUGUACACCACCGCUCACCACAAGAUACGCAACCAAUGCUUCGAGGCCUUCUGGUACACCCAUCACCUCGCAUUCUUCUUCAUGAUCGGCCUUUACACGCACGCUACCGGAUGCUUCGUCAGAGAUUCUGUUGACCCGAGCUACAGCAACGUUUUCCCCUUCUACACGACCAAGAACUGUCUAGGGUAUGAAAGUUGGCGAUACACCAUUUGGCCUGGUAUUUUGUACUUUGGAGAGCGUAUGUGGAGGGAGUACCGUGCCCGCCGAGCGACUAGACUUUCCAAGGUGCUUGUACACCCCAGUGGCGCCAUGGAACUCCGCAUCGUCAAGCCUAGCUUCAAGUAUACUGCAGGCCAAUGGCUCUUCAUCAUGGUCCCGGAGAUCUCGGGCUGGCAAUGGCAUCCGUUUACCAUCACAUCGGCUCCGGAAGAUCCUUAUGUUUCCAUUCACAUUCGCCAAGUCGGUGACUGGACGAGGGCCCUUGGUGAACGUCUCGGUGUAGGCCCACAAGUCGUCGCUUCCAUGACUCAGGCAGCGAUGAAGGGCUCUGAGAAAGAACAGACCUAUGGUGCUACUCGUGGUGACUUCGUCGAGAUAGAAUCUGGCGCCGGCUCCCGUGCCCUCCCCGCCGUCCGCCUUGACGGCCCCUACGGUGCCCCGGCAGAAGACGUCUUUGACUGUGAAGUUGCUGUCCUCAUUGGUGCCGGUAUCGGUGUCACUCCGUUCGCCUCGAUCCUCAAGCAUAUCUGGUAUCGCCAGAAACGCGGCAACCUAGGCACCCUCCGCCGAGUCGAGUUCUUCUGGGUCUGCCGAGAUGCCCCCUCGUUUGGUUGGUUCCAAAGUCUGCUGCAGGAGGUCGAGGCUGCCCAGGCCGAUCCUAACUUCCUCCGGAUUAACAUCUACUUGACACAGAAGAUCGGGGAAGAUAUGCUCUGGAACAUUGCUGUUAACGACGCGGGCGCUGAGUACGAUCCCCUUACUCUCCUGCGCAGCCGCACUAUGUUCGGUCGUCCGGACUGGAUGUCUAUCUACGGACAAAUGAGACAGGCCAUCGAAAGUGGACAGUACAUCGCGGGAAGCAAGUCUCAGCUGAAGACUAAAGUUGGGACCUACUUCUGUGGACCGAGCAUUCUUGCGAAGGCCAUAAAGGAGGCGACUGUCAAGAACUCUGGACCGACUGUUGACUUCAAGUUUGCGAAGGAACAUUUCUAA
Molecule: messenger RNA, 1683 nt
Organism: Pleurotus ostreatus (oyster mushroom)
Lineage: Eukaryota; Fungi; Basidiomycota; Agaricomycetes; Agaricales; Pleurotaceae
Exons: 9
Coding region: 1-1683 (560 amino acids)
Biological process (GO): superoxide anion generation; defense response
Cellular component (GO): NADPH oxidase complex; plasma membrane
Molecular function (GO): superoxide-generating NAD(P)H oxidase activity
Source: RefSeq, a predicted model, not a curated record